AAGAGAGCAGCUCUCUUCGGAAACCGGACUGCAGGGUUGGGAUCGUGUUCUGAGGUGGCAAUAGGCAUUUGCUGUGACUUUCAGUCAGUCCAAUCACCAGAUUUCAGCCACCAUGACCCUCGCAGCCUACAAGGAGAAGAUGAAGGAGCUCCCACUGGUGUCUCUGUUCUGCUCCUGCUUCCUGUCUGAUUCCCUGAAUAAAUCAUCCUACAAAUAUGAAGCAGAUACUGUGGACCUGAACUGGUGUGUCAUCUCUGACAUGGAAGUCAUUGAGCUGAACAAGUGCACCUCGGGCCAGUCCUUUGAAGUCAUCCUGAAGCCACCGUCCUUUGACGGGGUGCCGGAAUUUAAUGCCUCCCUCCCCCGACGGCGAGACCCAUCACUAGAAGAGAUUCAGAAGAAACUCGAAGCGGCGGAGGAGCGAAGGAAGUACCAGGAAGCGGAGCUCCUGAAACACCUAGCAGAGAAACGGGAGCACGAGCGAGAGGUGAUCCAGAAAGCCAUCGAGGAAAACAACAACUUCAUCAAAAUGGCAAAAGAGAAGCUGGCCCAGAAGAUGGAAUCCAAUAAGGAGAACCGGGAGGCUCACCUGGCCGCCAUGUUGGAGCGGCUGCAAGAGAAGGACAAGCACGCGGAGGAGGUGCGGAAGAACAAGGAGCUGAAGGAAGAGGCCUCGAGGUAAAGCCCAGAGGCCAAGGAAGCUUCCAGGACAGCCAGACGGCUCCCACAGCAACCUGGUUCCAGCAGCCUCGGCUGCUGGCUGCUCUCCCAGCACUGGGGUUUGGGGGGAGGGGGGUGGCCAAGGGGCGUUUCCUCUGCUUUUGGUGUUUGUAUAUGUAAAGAUUGACCAGUGAAGCCAUCCUAUUUG
This is a messenger RNA of Alexandromys fortis (reed vole), 868 nucleotides long. RefSeq names its product stathmin 4 (gene Stmn4). The transcript has 6 exons. Gene Ontology annotation, biological process: regulation of microtubule polymerization or depolymerization; neuron projection development; microtubule depolymerization. Lineage: Eukaryota; Metazoa; Chordata; Mammalia; Rodentia; Cricetidae. The coding region runs from base 113 to 682 and encodes 189 amino acids. Gene Ontology annotation, cellular component: neuron projection; cytoplasm. Gene Ontology annotation, molecular function: tubulin binding. The record is from RefSeq and is a predicted model, not a curated record.